Messenger RNA from Cladophialophora carrionii CBS 160.54, 1056 nucleotides. RefSeq lists its product as uncharacterized. Gene Ontology annotation, cellular component: cytosol. The transcript is spliced from 4 exons. The coding region runs from base 1 to 1056 and encodes 351 amino acids. The record is from RefSeq and is a predicted model, not a curated record. NCBI's taxonomy places the organism in Eukaryota, Fungi, Ascomycota, Eurotiomycetes, Chaetothyriales, Herpotrichiellaceae. Gene Ontology annotation, molecular function: NAD binding; hydroxypyruvate reductase [NAD(P)H] activity; glyoxylate reductase (NADPH) activity.
AUGGCCUCAAUAGAGGCGAGCAGCAAACCCUUCAUAGUCUCGCUGGGCGACCCGAAGUACGUCGGCGAGGAAUUCCUCCAAGACUUCACGCGAGACUUUGACUUUGAGGUCCUCCCGGCGACGAACCGCAGAGAAACGCAAGAAUUACUCCCUCGGCUUGUAGCCAGGGGUCGUCGUGUCGAUGGCUUCAUCAUCCGCAUGGGCACGAUCCCGUACGAGCCGUUCGACGAAGACCUCCUCGGCGCCCUGCUCCCCGGGUGCAAGAUCAUCGCGUCCGCGUCUGCAGGAUACAACGAAUUCGACGUCGACUGGAUGACGCGCAACAACACCCGCGCAACGUCCCCGGCACUGAUUCUGCGCUGGUUCUGCAACACAAGAGAUGCCGUCGCCGAGGCCACGGCCGACAUGGCCAUGUUUCUCGUCCUGGCGGUGCUCCGCGACACGACCAGGGCAGAGAAGAGCCUCCGAUCCGGCAGCUGGAAGCACGGCCUUGUGCCGAGUAGAGACCCGACGGGCUUGACGCUGGGGAUAGUAGGAAUGGGGGCGAUCGGAAAGUAUACCGCGCGCAAAGCGGCGGCGUUCAACAUGCACAUCAAGUACCACAACCGGCACCAACUCUCGCGCGACGUGGAGAAGGAAUACAACGCGACAUACUCGCCCACACUACACGCCCUGCUCUCGGCCAGCGACGUGGUCUCCAUCUCGUGCCCGCUCACCGCGGACACCACGAACCUGAUCUCCCGCGCCGAGUUUGCGGCCAUGAAACCCGGCGCGUAUCUCGUCAACACGGCGCGCGGGGCCAUCGUCGACGAGGACGCCCUGAUCGAGGCGCUCGAGUCCGGCCGCGUCGCUCGCGCAGGCUUGGACGUGUUUCCCAACGAACCGCACGUCAAUCCGUAUUUCCUGGCCAGCGACAAAGUCGUCGUCCAGCCUCAUAUGGGCGGGCUGACGGACGUGGCGUUCGGCAAGUCGGAGCGCGAGUGUUUUGAGAAUGUGAGGUGUUUGUUCCGCACGGGAAGGCCUGUUGCGCCGGUGAAUGAGGUUCCGGCUAAAUGA